Messenger RNA from Pediculus humanus corporis (human body louse), 3855 nucleotides. RefSeq names its product Regulatory-associated protein of mTOR, putative. Gene Ontology annotation, biological process: cellular response to amino acid stimulus; positive regulation of cell growth; regulation of autophagy. The transcript has 21 exons. Gene Ontology annotation, molecular function: protein-macromolecule adaptor activity; protein binding. NCBI's taxonomy places the organism in Eukaryota, Metazoa, Arthropoda, Insecta, Psocodea, Pediculidae. The record is from RefSeq and is a predicted model, not a curated record. Gene Ontology annotation, cellular component: cytoplasm; TORC1 complex. Bases 1 to 3855 code for a protein of 1284 amino acids.
AUGUCAAUGACGACUGCCAUACAACACAGUUAUAAUGAAGAAGAUGUUUCAGAAUGUGUAGAUUGGCAACUACCACUCUCGUUCGUAAAAAAACGUCAUACUGAAAAUAUUGAAGGAGAAAGCGCAACCACUCAAACAUGGAGAAUGAAAGAAAGAAUGAAAACAGUCAGUGUGGCUUUGGUAUUGUGUUUGAAUGUUGGAGUGGACCCACCAGAUAUUGUAAAAACUCAGCCUUGUGCAAGACUGGAAUGUUGGAUAGAUCCAUUAUCUAUGAGUUCACAGAAAGCUUUAGAAACUAUCGGUGGAAAUCUUCAAAAACAAUAUGAAAAAUGGCAACCAAGAGCCAGGUAUAAGCAAAGUCUUGAUCCUACUGUUGAUGAAGUUAAAAGAUUAUGUACUUCUUUAAGAAGAAAUGCAAAAGAUGAAAGAGUUUUGUUUCACUAUAAUGGCCAUGGAGUUCCAAAACCUACAACAAAUGGUGAAAUAUGGGUUUUUAACAGAACUUACACCCAAUAUAUUCCUCUCAGCAUUUUUGAUUUACAAACAUGGAUGGGAACUCCUUCAAUUUAUGUUUAUGAUUGUUCAAAUGCUGGUACAAUAGUUUCUUCAUUUAAACAAUUUGCAGAUCAACAUGAAAAAGAAUAUGAGGUUGCUGCAAAUCAAAACAGAGGAACUUCUGGAUCUAUUCCAAGUUUUAAAAACUGUAUUCAGCUGGCAUCAUGUGCAGCUAAUCAAGUACUGCCGAUGAACCCAGAUCUUCCAGCUGAUAUUUUUACUUCUUGCUUGACAACUCCUAUUAAAAUAGCUCUUAGAUGGUUUGUUAUGCAAACAACUUCAAAAUUAGUUCCAAAAAUUACGUUGGAUUUAAUUGAUAGAAUUCCUGGUCAAUUAAAUGAUCGACGAACUAUGUUGGGAGAAUUAAACUGGAUUUUUACUGCAAUAACAGACACAAUAGCCUGGAACACAUUACCCAGAGAUUUAUUUCAAAAAUUAUUUAGACAGGAUUUACUUGUUGCUAGUCUUUUUAGGAAUUUUUUGCUAGCUGAAAGAAUAAUGAGAUCAUACGAUUGUACACCAGUAUCUUCUCCAAAAUUACCUUCAACCUAUCAGCAUCCAAUGUGGCAAGCAUGGGAUUUAGCAUUAGAUUUGUGUUUGGCUCAAUUACCGGGGAUUUUAGAAAACGAUGAACCAUUUGUGCAUUCACCAUUUUUCGAAGAGCAAUUGACAGCUUUUCAAGUGUGGUUGGAUCUUGGAGGAGAACAUAGAAACCCUCCUGAACAACUUCCUAUAGUUUUGCAGGUUCUUUUAAGUCAAGUUCACAGAUUAAGAGCUCUGGAGCUUUUGGGACGUUUUUUGGAUUUAGGACCUUGGGCUGUAAAUUUAGCUUUAUCCGUGGGUAUAUUUCCAUAUGUACUAAAAUUGCUUCAGAGUUCAGCAAGAGAAUUGAGACCCCUGUUGGUAUUCAUCUGGGCAAAAAUUUUAGCUGUUGAUAGUACGUGUCAGUCAGAUCUUGUUAGAGAUAACGGACAUAAAUACUUUUUAUCAGUCUUACAAGAUACCAGUGUACCUAGUGAACAUAGAACUCUCUCUGCUUUUGUACUUGCGUCUAUUGUAAACAAUUAUCAAGCGGGCCAAGAAGCUGGUCUGCAAGGUUCUUUAGUAUCAAUAUGUCUUGAGCAAUUGAAUGAUCCAAAUCCGUUGUUACGUCAAUGGGUAUCAGUUUGUUUGGCUAGAUUGUGGACUAAUUACGAUCGAGCUAGGUGGUGUGGAGUUAGAGACAUUGCUCACGAAAAACUUUAUGCUUUAUUACAAGACAGUGAACCCGAAGUCCGCGCUGCGGCUGUAUACGCACUUGGAACCUUUAUAAGCUCAGUUUUGGAUAGAACGGAACAUGCUAAUUCAAUUGAUCACAGUGUGGCCACCAUGCUUCUUAAUGUUGUAUCUUUAGAUAUGUCUCCGUUAGUGCGACAAGAACUUAUAGUAGCAUUACAAUGGAUGAUACUACUAUUUGAAAAUUCUUUUAUUUCCGUGGCAUUGGCUGAAGAAUGUAAAAAUAAAGAAAGUCCUCUCAGUCCAAAUAUCGUAGUUGUUAAUGAUUUAUUGCUCUCACCGCAGUCCGGUUUAAAAAGAAUAGCUUCUAGAGAUAGAUUGGGUAAAAUUUUGCCAUCAAAUAGUAAUUACGAUGGAACAGCCGUAGCUGUAGAUUUGUUACCCUCUUCCUCCAUCGACAGAAUAAAAAGAGUGUCUUCUAGUUCAUCGAUAAGUAGUUUAGGUUACAAUCCUAAUACUUCCUUACAUCAAAUGCCGUUCGGAAGCAUUUAUACAAAAUUAUGGUACGGUUUAACCAGUUUAGAAAAUGAUCCAUAUCCUGCCGUUAGGAAAAUGGCACGGACGGUUGUAGACAAAAUAAGAGAGCAAAUUCAAGUUUUAGGCCGGGAACCUCAUGCAAGUAACAAAGACGUUCACGACACAAAAACGUCGUCUGUUAGUUUGCCUCCGUCUCCUUCCAACAGAACAUCUUAUCUCACAGAAGACUCCCCGCCAUCUUUAAUUACCGGUUCAGCGUCAGAUUUAAAUAAAUUAGCAAUCAGGUCUGCGACGCAUAUAAGUUUAAAAAUAAGAAAAAAUAUGCCCAACACAAUUAAUGAAGAAUCCGAUGAAUCUUCUAAUACGAAAAAACCGUUGGUGAGCACACAAUUCGUAGAAUGGAGUUCUAAAUAUUUUGCUCAACCUAUAAUGGGAAUACACGAUGAAAAUGAUUUAGAAUCUAAGUCUUAUUACGAAAAAGAAUGGAGGUACUUAAGAAACGCUUCUCUGAGAAAUGACUGCAAAGAAGAGCAAAAAAAAAUUUUGAACGGUAGAUUAGAGCAUCAGAUUUUCAACAGCAGAAGUCCUGAUUCUCCUAACGUUAUUAUGUUUCAUCCCUACGAAACCCAUUUGGCAGUGGCAGCAAAGGAUUAUUACGGGAUUUGGGAUUGGAACUCUGGCUCAAAAUUAUGUUAUUGCUCAAACAAAGCCGCGAAAGGAUCCAGAAUAACCGCAAUGCAAUUCGUCAACGUUCACGAUGUCACGCUUUUAUUGAACGGAUCCGACGACGGUACUGUUCGCCUUUGGUCAAAUUAUUUGCCGCGAGAAAACAGAGAACCGGAGUUGGUGACCGCGUGGCAAGCCCUGCCCGAUGUGACGCCAUCAAACAGAUCCGUUAACGGCGGAGCGGGUAUCGUAAUGGUAUGGCAACAGGAAUCGCAGCAAUUGGUCGUUGCGGGCGACACUUCGAAAAUCAGGUUUUGGGAUGCAGAAAAAGAAUUGAAAAUAGUCGAUUUGCACACGGGAACCGAAUCUUGCGUCACGAGCAUUUCUUCGGAUCCAUCUUGUUCUAACUUGGUUGUCGUCGGAUGCGGAGACGGAUCCGUACGAUUGUUCGAUCGAAGAUUAUCUCCUCAAGAUGCGAGAGUUAUGACGUGGAGAGAACAUUCUGCGUGGGUUGUCGGCGUUCAUUUGAAAGCCAAAUCCCCGGAGGAAGGGCGGCUUAUCAGUGGAUGCGUUGCCGGAGACGUGAGAUUUUUCGACAUAAGGAAAAACACGUCGGUGUGCACGUGUCAAACGUCACACGGUAUGACGACCAUGGCUGUUCAUAACAUGACUGAAAUAUUUUGUUGCGGUUCAGUGAGUCAAUUCAUAUCAGUGUACAAAACGACGGGAACGGAAUUGAACGUGAUUAAAUAUCACGAGGGUUUUAUGGGUUCCAGAAUCGGAACCGUGAGCUGUUUAUCACUUCACCCGUACAGAGUUGCUUUGGCUGCAGGCUCUGUCGACUGCACAUUGAGUGUCUUUUCCGGUGAUCCGAAAAGAUGA